This is a messenger RNA of Copidosoma floridanum, 1626 nucleotides long. RefSeq lists its product as uncharacterized. NCBI's taxonomy places the organism in Eukaryota, Metazoa, Arthropoda, Insecta, Hymenoptera, Encyrtidae. The record is from RefSeq and is a predicted model, not a curated record. Gene Ontology annotation, molecular function: protein binding.
AUGAAUAAUCAAAAUAAACAAAGCAUUCACGAUGCAGUUAGUUCUGGUGACGUUGCUGUUGUACAUGAAAUUUUACAAAGGAAUCCAUCUUGUGUUAAUGAUUGGAAUAUCAACUACCGAACUCCUCUGCAUUUAGUCUGCGAACGUAUUUCUGAACUUGAUCCCGUAGAAGCUGACGAUGAACUAUCAAUAAUGGCGUUACUUCUCCACUAUGGGGCAGAUGUAAAUGCACGAAGAGGACUUUUUUUUGAUUCUCCACUACAUUUUGCGGUUAAAAGCCAACAGAUAAGCAAAAUAAAAUUUCUACUGGACCAUAAAGCUGACCCAAAUGUUAUGAAUGUAUUAGACAUAACAGCCUUACAUUUGGCGGUAGAAGAAGAUAACAUUGUCAUUAUAGAAUUGUUGGUAACACACAAAGCAGAUAUUAAUAUUGGUAAUUACGGUGAUCAGACACCAUUAGAUAUUGCUAUUGUACGUUGCAGUUUCGAUUCUGUACGAUUACUUGUAUCAUUUGGAAAUUAUAACUGGAAUUUGCAUCGAGCUGCUCUUGGAGGAGACGAUGUAGCAGUUAAAAUUUUUAUUGAAGAAGGAGCUGACGUUGAUAUUACGAAUGUCUUCGGAGAUACACCAUUGCAUUUAGUAUUACAAAAACUCCGCAACUAUUAUGAAGAAUUACUUUGUAAAAAGCAUAACAGCAUCGCUGAGCUGCUUAUUGAACAUGGCAGAAAUUUGCGUAAACGCAACUUCAUCGGUGAAACACCGCUUUUGUUAGCUCAAAAGUUAAAGGACGAAAAUCUAGCAAAAUUGUUGCUUAAAAAAAUAACAGCAGUUGACGACUCAGGCAUCUUGAGAAAUCAGAAUAAACUUGGAUUGCAAGAACUAAAUGCUGCUGUGGCUUUGGGCGAUGAAAAGGUUGUCAUUCAAUUACUUGGAACUCCUGGUAUUGACGAGGAGAUACAAAGUUAUCCUCAGAAUGUUACAAGAGCACUUUUUACUGCUGCGGAUAAAAAUAACCAUAGAAUUCUCAAGAUCCUCCUGGAGGCCAGCUUCCGUACUGAUAGUGUAGCUAUGGAUCGAAUACUUGUUAAUAUUGCUGAAUUAAUACCUUUAACGGAUAACCGUCUGUACCUGCGCAUUUUUUACUACGCUAUUUGCUUACAAACGAACGAUGUUCAUCCGGACUUGAUACCUGCAAGAAGAUUAUUCGAGUCUGAGUAUAACAUAUCCAAAAUGCUUUCUGAUUGUCACAAAAAGCUGGAUGAAUUGAAGAAGAUUUCAAUGACCAAUGAUCAAGAUGUUUCGUUGAUCUCUAUUUUCAAAAUGAUUACAAUGCGGUUCGAUGCAUUUGUGAAAUUACUAAAAAAUGAGGAAUACCUUGAUUCUUGUACAAAAUUGUACUCGUCACUCCAAAAAAAAGAAAAAUUAUCUUAUGAUGAAUUUGUAUUAAAAACUCGUAUUGAGCUAGCAUUAGAGAAGAGGCAUAUUUUGGAUACUGCAAAGAAGUGUUUGAAUGAAUUGUUGGAGGAGACUUUAGAGCCGUUAGAUUUUGUAAUUUUGCCUGAAACACUCACUGGAAAAAUUCUUUCACAUCUUAAUGUGUACGAGUUGCGAAAACUUGCCAAAUAA